This is a messenger RNA of Cornus florida, 1155 nucleotides long. Its product is annotated as F-box/kelch-repeat protein At3g06240-like. The transcript has a single exon. NCBI's taxonomy places the organism in Eukaryota, Viridiplantae, Streptophyta, Magnoliopsida, Cornales, Cornaceae. The record is from RefSeq and is a predicted model, not a curated record. Bases 1 to 1155 code for a protein of 384 amino acids. Gene Ontology annotation, molecular function: protein binding.
AUGGCUACAAAGAGGGGGAAGGGAGAGGAUUUAUUACAAAUCAUUCCGUACGAUCUCGUGAUGGAAAUAUUGUCAUGGCUACCGGUCAAGUCUAUUCUGCGGUUCAAGUGUGUAUCCAAGUCUUGGCUAGCCAUGUUAACAAAUCCUCACUUUGUCAAGCUUCACCUGACAAGAUCCAGCAACUCCAAACUCGUGCUUACAUGUUCGUUGAACUCUAUGUACUCUUUGGAACCUCCUAUUCCAAUGCGGAAUCUCUUCGUGUCGUCUUGGACGGACAUCGUUGAAGCAGCAGCGAGUGAUGAUGAUGUAAAAGUUGAAGGAAUUGAGAUCGUUAAUCCUUGUAAUUAUGAGCAGAAGGCGUUUGUGAGGAUCGCCGGCUCUUGUCGUGGCUUGGUGUUAUGUUAUAAGCCUGGUCAUCGUGGUACGCUAUACUUGGUGAAUCCAUCAACCAGAGAAGUGAAGAGAUUGCCAGAUUUACCAUUAAUAAGUGAAAAUUAUGCUUUUGCAAUAUCACGCGGACUUGGCUAUGAUGCGUCCCAUGAUGACUAUAAGGUUGUUCAAAUCUUGUCCCCUUAUUAUUCUACUGAAUUUAUUACGUGUGUAUAUUCACUAAAAUCAAAAUCAAAUUCCUGGAGAAGGAUUUCAGAUUCUCCUUUAUCAAUUCAGGAGGACAGUUGUGGGUUGUUUCUGAAUGGAAAACUCCACUGGUUCAAUCAAGAUAUGAGUAAAAUGGGUUUUCUAAGUUUAGAUGAGGAGAAAUUCGGAUAUGUUCCAUUACCUGAUAUAAUAUUAACACCACAGCUAUUUACACCUGGUUUGAUUGGAAUUGUCAAAGGAUGUCUUUAUUUGGUAUCAGAAGCUAGCUGUUGUGGCCUCACUUUCUGGGUGAUGAAGGAAUACGGCAUGAGAGAGACUUGGACUAAAUUUGAAUUUGGCAUCUCUUGUGAUACCAUGAAGCCUCUGGAUUUCCCAAACGAUGAUGGUGAUGUAGACUUAUUUGCAAUUGGUCGUACAGAGCUUGUUAUGUGCAAUCUAAGAGAGAAAACACAUAGGCGUGUGGAGUUUUACAGUGUUCCCCUAUUUUGGGAUCAAUGGGAUGAAGCAGUAACUUGUUUGGAGACCAUUGUUUCACCCAAGUCUUACAAUCUGCUUUAG